Messenger RNA from Acytostelium subglobosum LB1, 918 nucleotides. RefSeq lists its product as hypothetical. The transcript has a single exon. The annotation marks the transcript as partial. The record is from RefSeq and is a predicted model, not a curated record. NCBI's taxonomy places the organism in Eukaryota, Evosea, Eumycetozoa, Acytosteliales, Acytosteliaceae.
AUGUAUCCAUCAACAUAUUCAAUGAUUGCCAAUAAUGGAGGAAGUGGAGGUUCUGGAAUGAGUGGACUUGGUGUGGGAUCAAAUGGCGGUAACAAUCAGCCAACUGUUUAUAAUUCAUUGGGUCAGCCAAUGGGCACGUCAAACAACUCAUCUGCAACAGCCAACACUCAAUUGGCCAUCAAUCAAGAGGCACACAUGAUGCAACACUCCUAUCAGAGCCAGCAGGCGGGCUUGUCCAGCCAGCAGAUGUCCAUGCACAACGACACCCUUCAGCAACAGAUGUCGCAGCAGCUCCUCGAGUUGGAGUUGCAGCAGGCCAUCCAGUUCGAGCAACUCUGCGGCGGCACUGGCAACGCUGGUUUGAGUGGCAUUGGCACCUACAACAUCGUGCCAAUGAGCGGCAUGAGCAGCAUGGGUGGAUUGGGCAGCAUGAGUGGCAUGAGCAACUUUGGCUCCAUGGGAUGCGCAAGUGGCAUGAACGCGAUGAAUGCCAUGAACAACGCUCAGCACAUCCCCCUCAACGUGUCCCCGUAUACCCCUCAUCCAACCAACUGUCCCCAGACCCAGCUCCAGCAACAGCAACAGCAACAGCAACAACAACAAGAGCAACAUGAUCAACACAAGAAGCAAGCAAGCAACUUGGUGGAUGUAAGUGAGUUGUCCAUUCCAGACGGCGCCGGCACCAGCGCCAACGGCACACAGGAUGUCGCCGAGCUAAGCAAGCAACUCAAUCUGACCAAGAAGCAGUUGGAGGACGAGCGCGAGUCUGCCAUCUGCUCGAUCUGCGUCGACAGGAAGAAGAACACCGGUCUGGACUGCGGCCACAUCUUUUGCAAUGAGUGUGUGUCGUGGUUGGGCGGUCGCCACCUCUGCCCAAUCUGUCGCCAGGAGUACAAGAACCCAAUCAGACUGCACUUC